ACCAAAAAGAAAGAAGGGGAAAACGCAUGACUUUCAGGACUUCGCUUUGGGGUUCCUUUGCCCUGUGUUGUGUAAUGCCCCCGUUAUGCCGCAUAAAUAUAUUUUUUAUUAGCCCAAGCUAAAUAUAGAGGGAAUUUGUCCUCCGAGCUCGGAGGACAGUAGGGGUGAUGCAUUUCCCCCCCACGGAUCGAGGUGGUGUGCAGGUGGUGCGCUCCGGACGGGGCCUUGCCUUCUAGCUGCGCCCGGGCGGACGAUCCAGCCAACUCCUCUGCGAUCCCGAGAUGCUGCUGCCGGCGCCGGCGCUCCGCCGCGCCUUGCUAUCCCGCCCCUGGACCCGGGCCGGGCUGCGGCGGAAGCACAUCUCUUCCCUGAAAGUGGCCAACGAGCCCAUCUUAGCCUUCACGAAGGGCAGCCCUGAGCGAGAUGCACUGCAAAAGGCCUUGAAGGACCUGAAAGGCCGGACGGAAGCCAUCCCAUGCGUAGUGGGGGAUGAGGAGGUGUGGACGUCGGACGUGCAGUACCAGGUGUCGCCUUUUAACCAUGGACACAAGGUGGCCAAGUUCUGUUAUGCAGACAAGGGUCUGCUCAACAAAGCCAUCGAGGCUGCCUUGGCUGCCCGGAAAGAGUGGGACCUGAAGCCUGUCGCAGACCGGGCCCAGAUCUUCCUGAAGGCGGCAGACCUGCUGAGUGGGCCGCGCAGAGCCGAGAUCCUGGCCAAGACCAUGGUGGGACAGGGUAAGACCGUGAUCCAGGCGGAGAUUGACGCUGCAGCGGAACUCAUCGACUUCUUCCGGUUCAAUGCCAAGUUUGCAGUGGAGCUGGAGGGGGAACAGCCCCUCAGCAUGCCCCCGAGCACCAACAGCACAGUCUACCGGGGGCUGGAGGGCUUUGUGGCAGCCAUCUCGCCCUUUAACUUCACCGCGAUCGGCGGCAACCUGGCAGGGGCACCAGCCCUGAUGGGCAACGUGGUCCUGUGGAAGCCCAGUGACACCGCCAUGCUGGCCAGCUAUGCUGUCUACCGCGUCCUCCGGGAGGCUGGCCUGCCCCCCAACAUCAUCCAGUUUGUGCCAGCUGAUGGGCCUCUAUUUGGGGACACUGUCACCAGCUCAGAGCACCUCUGUGGCAUCAACUUCACAGGCAGUGUGCCCACCUUCAAACACCUGUGGAAGCAGGUGGCCCAGAACCUGGACAGGUACCGCACCUUCCCACGCCUGGCUGGAGAGUGUGGCGGAAAGAACUUCCACUUCGUGCACCGCUCGGCUGAUGUGGACAGCGUGGUGAGCGGGACCCUGCGCUCAGCCUUCGAGUACGGUGGCCAGAAGUGCUCCGCCUGCUCGCGCCUCUACGUGCCACACUCGCUGUGGCCGCAGAUCAAAAGGCGGCUGCUGGAGGAGCACAGCCGGAUCAAAGUGGGCGACCCUGCAGAGGAUUUUGGGACCUUCUUCUCUGCAGUGAUUGAUGCCAAGUCCUUUGGCCGUAUCAAGAAGUGGCUGGAGCACGCACGCUCCUCGCCCAGCCUCACCAUCCUGGCCGGGGGCAAGUGUGAUGACUCCGUGGGCUACUUUGUGGAACCCUGCAUUGUGGAAAGCAAGGACCCUCAGGAGCCCAUCAUGAAGGAGGAGAUCUUCGGGCCUGUACUGACUGUGUAUGUCUACCCGGAUGAUAAGUACAAGGAGACGCUGCAGCUGGUUGACAGCACCACCAGCUAUGGCCUCACGGGGGCAGUGUUCUCCCAGGAUAAGGAUGUCGUGCAGGAGGCCACAAAGGUGCUCAGGAAUGCUGCCGGCAACUUCUACAUCAACGACAAGUCCACCGGCUCGGUCGUGGGCCAGCAGCCCUUUGGGGGGGCCCGAGCCUCUGGCUGUUGUGUCUUUUCAGAGGGAAACAGAAGUGUCUUUUCCGCAGGAACCAAUGACAAGCCAGGGGGCCCGCACUACAUCCUGCGCUGGACGUCGCCCCAGGUCAUCAAGGAGACACAUAAACCCCUGGGGGACUGGAGCUACGCGUAUAUGCAGUGAGCCGCUCGGGCCUCCACCGUCCACCUGUCUGUCCAUCCAGGCGGCCGACCUCACUGCACAGGCCCCUCUCCAGCCCCUCCACCCCUUCCUUCUUCAUGGACAGCUGCCUUUCUAGAGCCUGGGCUUGACCCCCUUGCUACUACUGUAUUCUGGCCUCUCCCACACCUCAGGCUCUGGUUUGAGACUGUGUUGGGGAGGAACAGGGCCACUACCCCUUGUCCCAUCGGCCGUGUGGGAGAUAUGACCCUGGAGCCUGGCAAGUUCUCCUUCUUCCCUCCCCUGGGCCCAGUGGCUCAGGGACCUGGGGAAAGGAGAUGGAGCAGCUCUCAGAAUCCUUUGGGGAAAAGGAGGCAGCUCUGGGCUCCUCGGCAAACCUCACCACCCACAGAGGCUCCUGGCCUUGAUCCCAGGUCCUCCAGGUGUCCAGGGUGAAGUGUAACCCAGGCUGACUGUGGGGCACAGAGGGCAUCAGCUGGCCUUGCCCUCUCUGGUCCGGGCUGCCUACUUUCCUCACUGUGUCUUGCCCAGACCCACCUGGGCCAGGAGGCCCCUGUACUCAGCCACUCGCCUUAGAUGCCGGCAUGCCUUUCUCCAGGUGCCUGUGUUCUGCCGAGGCUCGUGUGAUUCCUGGUCCGCGCCACAUGGUGGGGCUGGGGGCCCACCGGAGGCUACCUGCCAAGGCGUGGGAUGGGGUGGUUCUGCCGGUUUGGGCUGUAAUUCUGGAAAAUUUUGGAUGGGUCUCAGAUCCUCAGGCCCUACCUCUAGAGACCUCCACUCCUAGAGCCGAUCCCAGGGUCUGGAAUUUCCCUGCAGGAGCUCAGCCACCACAGUGACUUACAUGGAGACACAGGCCGAGGUAGACGCUGCCCCUCCCUUCUCCCAGCCCCCAGAGGCCUGGCCUUGGGUUGGCCAGCCUGGGCCCAGGAGGUUGCCUGUAGAAUCCUCCUCCUCUGCGUGGGAGUGGCUCUGUGUGGGCCAAUCUGUCAUUGGCCCAUUCUUUUUUUGAUGCAGCCAAUCGGUGGCCACGAAUGGCUCCUGGUUGGAUUCUGAGUGGUCAGGGAUUUAUAAAGCGUUGACUUUCAAGGAUCGUUUUUAGGGGACUGUGAAAGUGUUGGGUCAUCCUCCAGGAUGGCUGCAUGGGGGCCCCCCACCCCCGGAGCUGGUGUGGCCAUUCCCCAAGUGCCACUGGCGGGUGCUGGUGCCACCUGGGCCGGGUGUGGGUUCUGUGUCUUUCCAGGAUCUAUGUCAUUUCCCAUGAGGGGCCAGGGCAGGUGGCUGAGGGGACAUGGGCUGGAGUAGUCUCGGUUCUGCUGGUUCUACACUGUGAGGUGGCAAUGGGAUUUGCUCUGAUACCACCCAAUAAAAUGCCUGUUACUUAA
Molecule: messenger RNA, 3397 nt
Organism: Sapajus apella (tufted capuchin)
Lineage: Eukaryota; Metazoa; Chordata; Mammalia; Primates; Cebidae
Gene: ALDH4A1
Product: aldehyde dehydrogenase 4 family member A1
Exons: 15
Coding region: 282-2018 (578 amino acids)
Molecular function (GO): L-glutamate gamma-semialdehyde dehydrogenase (NAD+) activity
Source: RefSeq, a predicted model, not a curated record